Molecule: messenger RNA, 3791 nt
Organism: Triticum aestivum (bread wheat)
Lineage: Eukaryota; Viridiplantae; Streptophyta; Magnoliopsida; Poales; Poaceae
Product: DEAD-box ATP-dependent RNA helicase 42
Exons: 2
Coding region: 110-3292 (1060 amino acids)
Molecular function (GO): ATP binding; nucleic acid binding; RNA helicase activity
Source: RefSeq, a predicted model, not a curated record
GAGAAAACGAGAAAGCGAAAAAGAAUCUUAGCCCCACCGCACCACACAACCGCGUCUAGGGUUUCCGCCUGCCUGAGCUUUGCGUUCCCCGCCGUCGAUCGCCGCCGCCAUGUCGUCCGGCGACGAUGACCGCGUCACCUUCUCCAAGCACCACCACCGGGAUAAGGACAAGGACCGCGACCACUCCUCCUCUCGCCGCCACCGCGACAAGGACCGCCCCUCCUCUCGCCACCACCGCGACGACAGGGACGGUGAGCGGGAGCGGGAGCGGGACCGAGAUCGCGACCGCCACCACAGAGACAAGGAGCGGGAUCGAGAGGAGCGGAAGGCGCGGGAGCGGGCGGAGAAGGAGCGCGAGAAGGAGGAGAAGAGGGAGAAGGAAAGGGAGAGGGAGAGGGAGGAGAGGGAGAUGGAGAAGGAGAGAGAGCGGGCGCGUCGUCGCGAGGAGCGGGAUAGGGAGAAGGAGAAGUCGAGGAGGCGGGAGGCGGUCGAUGAGGAGAACGAAGAUCGUGACCGUGACCGCAAGCGCCGCCGCCGGUCCUUGCACCGGCACCACCACCGUGAUGUGGAGCCAGAGGAGACACCGCUGUCAAGGGAGGAGGAGGAGGAUGCAGAGGAGGUGGAGAGACGGCGGCAGAAGAAGGAGGAAGACAUGGAGGCUGAGCAGCAGCGGCUUGAUGACGAGAUGGAGCGGCGCCGCCGCCGUGUUAAGGAGUGGCAGGAGAAGAAGCGCCGUGAGCAGCAGCAGGAGGAUGGUGCCAGUGGUGGUGCAGCUGCCAUUGAGGCUGAUGGUGGAGGCAAGUCUGGGAAGAAGUGGACUUUGGAUGGUGAGGAGUCGGAUGAGGAGGAUGUGAAGAAGUUGGAGGAGAAUGCUGGCACUGGUGCCAUGGAUGUUGACCUACCAAACAUGGAUAAUGGCAGUAACAGUGGGGCUGGUUUGGAAGAGGAUGAGAUUGAUCCCCUCGACGCGUUUAUGGACUCUAUGGUGUUGCCAGUGGUUGCAAAGCUCGAGAGUGCCACAACAGCGACGGAGAGCGUGCUUGCUGACAAUGCAGGUGGUUUGAAUGACAAGGGUGUGAAGGAUGCCACAAGUAAUGAGGAUAAGAAAAGACAGAUGAUGGCAAUUGGGAGAAUUAUGCAAGGGGAUGACUCUGACUCAGAUUAUGAUGAUGCUAAUAAUGGCGAGGCUGGAUCAGAUGAUGAGGAUGAUGCAGAGUUCAUAAAACGUGUCAAGAAGACGAAGGCAGAGAAGUUGGUUAUUGUUGACCAUUCCAAGAUUGAUUACCAACCAUUCCGGAAGAAUUUCUAUAUUGAGGUGAAAGACAUAAAAAAUAUGCCAGCCGAGGAAGCGGCGGCCUACCGGAAGCUGUUGGAGCUCAAGGUGCACGGGAAAGACGUUCCGAAGCCAAUAAAGACAUGGAUCCAGAGUGGUCUGACAAGUAAGCUACUUGACACUAUCAAGAAGCUUGGUUUUGAGAAACCGAUGCCUAUACAAGCACAGGCGUUGCCAGUCAUAAUGAGUGGACGUGAUUGUAUAGGGGUUGCAAAGACUGGAUCUGGGAAGACUCUAGCAUUUGUCUUGCCCAUGCUGAGGCAUGUCAAAGAUCAGCCGCCUGUUGUGCCUGGGGAUGGCCCUAUUGGGCUUAUUAUGGCUCCUACGAGAGAGCUUGUGGUGCAAAUAUAUUCAGACAUAAAAAAGUUCUCCAAGGUGCUUGGCAUCAACUGUGUUCCUAUAUACGGAGGUUCUGGGGUUGCCCAGCAGAUCAGUGAACUGAAGAGGGGUGCUGAAAUUGUUGUUUGUACACCAGGCAGGAUGAUUGAUAUCCUUUGCACUAGCAGUGGCAAGAUUACUAACCUUCGAAGAGUGACUUUCUUGGUGCUGGAUGAAGCUGAUAGGAUGUUUGAUAUGGGUUUUGAGCCUCAGAUUACUCGAAUCGUUCAGAACACCCGUCCGGAUAGGCAGACUGUCCUUUUCUCUGCCACUUUUCCACGGCAGGUGGAGAUACUGGCACGUAAAGUGCUGACGAAGCCUGUUGAGAUUCAGAUGGGUGGGAGGAGUGUCGUGAACAAAGAUAUCACACAACUGGUGGAAGUGCGACCAGAAAGCGAGAGGUUCUUUAGGCUGUUGGAAUUGCUUGGGGAGUGGUUUGCAAACGGAAAAAUUCUUGUUUUUGUACAGUCGCAAGAUAAGUGUGAUUCUCUACUGAAAGAGCUGUUCCAGCACGGAUACCCAUGUUUGUCUCUACAUGGUGGAAAGGAUCAAAAUGACCGUGAAUCAACUCUUGCUGAUUUCAAGAGUAAUGUAUGCAGCUUGCUGAUUGCUACCAGUGUUGCUGCAAGGGGUUUAGAUGUGAAAGAUCUUGAGCUUGUUGUCAACUAUGAUGUUACUAAUCAUUAUGAGGACUAUGUUCAUCGGGUCGGGCGAACGGGUCGCGCUGGUAGGAAGGGCUGUGCUGUGACUUUUAUUUCUGAGGAAGAGGAACGCUAUGCACCAGACCUUGUUAAGGCUUUGGAGCUAUCUGAACAGGCCGUUCCAGAGGACCUGAAAGCCUUAGCGGAUCGAUUUAUGUCAAAGGUCAAGCAGGGAACAGAGCAGGCCCAUGGAACAGGCUAUGGUGGAAGUGGUUUCAAGUUCAAUGAAGAAGAGGAGGAAGCACGGAAAUCUGCAAAAAGGGCUCAGGCAAGGGAAUAUGGAUAUGAGGAGGACAAGUCAGAUUCAGAUUCUGACGAUGAAGGAGGUGUGCGUAAACAGGGAGGUGAUGUUGCAGCACAAGCUAUUGCUGCUGCUCAAGCUGCCGCUGCUUUGGCUGCUGCCAGGGCUACUAGUAAUGCCCAGCAGCAAGUACCAGCCACAACGGCUGGCUCCUUGCUUCCUCUGCCGGUCGCACCUAACCAACAAAACAAUGAAGCCACACAACGAGCACUUGAUGCUGCAUACAACUUACAGAAAAAUUUGGCAAGGAUACAGGCCCAUGCAGUUCCAGAACACUAUGAAGCGGAGCUUGAGAUUAAUGAUUUCCCACAAAAUGCUCGCUGGAAGAUCACUCACAAAGAGACAUUGGUUCCCAUUCAGGAAUGGACUGGAGCGGCAAUUACUACAAGGGGAACCUUUAUUCCUCAAGGCAAAAUUGUUGGUGCUAACGAGCGCAAGCUGUACCUGUUUAUUGAGGGCCCCAAUGAGUCUUCCGUCAAGAAGGCGAAAGCAGAAUUGAAGCGUGUCCUUGAGGAUUGUGCCAACCAGGCACUGAAUCUUCCAGGUUCUGCUCAAACCGGAAAGUAUUCUGUUCUUUGAUCUGCAGUUUGUAUAACAAAAUGGAUAAAGUAUGGGAGAUGUUGAAAUUUUCUUGAGAAGCUUACCGUGGUUUGCAGAUCACAAUCCAAUUGUUGGACUUCAGAUAUGCAACUAUUUUUUAAAACUUUAAGCCAUUAUAUAAGGCAGCUAGCAGUUACUUAGUGCCAUGUGGUUAUUGUGGAAACUGUCUAGCUUGGAACGUUUUGACAAUUUAUAUAAUUCUUUUGACAAACUUUUAUUGCCUUUGGACAUAAGGCUUAGAAUGCAGGUCACUGUUGUGAACACUAAAUGGAGAAUGCUGCCUUCCUUUUUCUUUUUCAUGCAGUUUACUGUUGUGAACACUAAUAGGAGAAUGCUGCCUCCCAGAUAUGCAGAAUACUGCCUUCCAUUUUUAUGUUCCACGCAGUUUACUGUUGUGAACGCUAAAUGGAGAUUCAUGGUGUACUGUUCACCCAUAGUACUGUUGGGAAUAAAAACUUAAACGCUAAAGAGGCGCUGA